AUGAUGAAUAAAAUUUCAAGCAUUCAUUUCAAUGAACAUGUCUCCAUCGACUUAUUUGAUCAAUUAAUCCUAUUGACAAGUGAAAUUAGCUCAUGUAUAGAGCAAUUAAAUGUGUUUUUAUCAAAAUUCUGUUGUACUGAAGAAGAUAUAUUUUCAUCGUCAACUUUAUGCGUUGAUGACUUAUUCUGUUCAGGGGAAUUAUUAACUAUGGAAGCGAUUUACUUACGCUGUUUGAUACUGAUUUUCUACGCUUCAUAUAAAUCAUUAUUGUUAGUUUAUGAAACUUUAAGCCUACCUGAUUGGAAUCGAAACAAAGUACUGGCAGUGAAUGAUAAAGGAACUUCUGAGAAGAAGAAGGUGAAUUCAUAUUUACAUUCAACUGAUUGUCAAGAGAUGAUUUUAUUAGAUGAAUUGAACUAUUUACAGUUUGUAUUAAACCAAUUUAAUGCCUGUGAGAUAGCGUCUUCAAUAAGCGAUCAAACGUCUAGCCAAGUAUUACGACAUCUUACAAAGUUUAUUCUACACAAAGAGUCUUUAAGACGGAAUUCUGAUGCGAAAUCUACCAAUCUGUCUUGUUUACUCUCUACACUUGUUGAUUUUCUUCACAAAUCGUAUAAUUAUUUACUGAAAAUAAUGAAGAAAAACCAAGAUGUGUAUAAUACUGAUCAUUUGAGAUCGAAUCUUUCACUCUCUAAUACUAAUAUGAUAUGUAUCAAUGAAUCCAUUCCUAACAAACUAUCAAUUACAUCAUGCCAAAGUCAUCAAAUCUUUGAGCAUAUAUUGAAUAUUGCUGAAAUGAUUAUCAUGAUGCCAGUUUCAACAAUGGAUGAACUUAGAAAGAGAUAUAAUCAACAUUUGGAGUUAUUCAGUUGCAUUUACUGGGAUUGCUGUCGGAUAAGUUACCUGCAGAAGGCGGGGGCGAAGGUGCAGGCGGAGGCGGAGAGAUACACACACUGCAAUCUUCAGAACUGUCGCCAUGCUAGUAUGCAUGAGAAUGAUGAUAAACACCGUCUGGUAAAUCUUAUCCAUCGAGGUUUCGAUUUAAACCAUAAACUGAUGAUAUGGUAUGCAAACUCUUACAGUCUUUUGGAUCAGUGGCAGCGCUUAACCGAUCAGGUGGAGUGGUUUAAUGUACGUGUACAAAAUUUAUGGAAUCGUUUACCUGAACCACCAUUUUCAACACCGCCUCAAAUAAAAUUAGAUCAGUUCUCUUAUAUAAACAAGUAUGAUGUAAAUCAGCUUGUAUUUGUGUCACCAGAUCAAGUACUACGCAACAUCUUAUCUUCUACGAACUCAUUUGAUGCAUUAUUAGUACAUAAAAGUUGGAUAGAGAAUAUUUUCAAAUGUUUUAAAAGCUUAACUCCUAUAUGUGAAGCCAUUUUAUUUCAAGGUCGUUUAUUAACCAAUGAUUUAUUUCAUUUAAACACAUUGAACACUGACAAUAAUACUACUGAUAAUGAAACUACUCAAAACUUUUUAUCCCUCAAAUAUGAUGAUAAUCAAUUUUGGAAUAAAGAAUAUGAAAUCCUCUGGGAUUUAGUGAUUGAUUGGAUUACUCAACUAGUGAUUAAGUUCAAUCAACAAAUCUUUUAUGCUAAACUAUUGAAUGAGUGUACAAAUGAUUUACAGUCAUGGAUCACCUUGACAAAAGAGAAACUAGAUCGUACUGUACACCAUUUCAAAACACAACUAAAACGAUAUCCGAAUAAUUUAUGCCAAAUUAUGAAAGCAUUUGAUAGCGUUGAUUCGAUUAUGACUGAAUUACUUGUCGAUAAAGAAGUAAUUCAAAUAAAUUAUCUUAAAUUGUAUACUACUGAAAUGAAUCAAGAAAAUUUUCAACCUCAAAAACACUCAUUCUAUUCAAAUCUUAUUAAUUCUAUAGAAAGAAUUGUUCACUUCUACGAAGACUGUCUUCUACAGUAUUCUCAAUUAUUAUGUAAGCAUCAAACUGCACUUCUCGGGAUUAUUUCACACCUGUCAAUUAUUGAUGAUAAAUAUUCUACAGGUUUAAAAGUAAUGGCUUACUUUCAUAAUUGGUUUCGCUUAACUUUACAAUCUUUUCGACGUCAUCAGCAGCAUACUGACGUAUAUCUUGUUCAAUCGAAUGAGAGGAUUCACCAUACUAUACUAUAUCAUGUAGUAAAUGAUACUAUUCGUCGGUUAGAAAUUCGUAUGCCUAUUCUUUUAGCACUUUCUAGCCUAGAACAGCAUUACUUGAAUUCAAAUAAAAAUCGCGGUAUUCUGACAAGUAACCCUUAUAAUCAACUGAUUGUUCAAUGGAAAGAGAAUAUAAAAACAGUGAAUAUGCUGAAAUCUAACUUGUUAGAUAACCAAUCAGAAUAUCAUAAAUUAGAAAAGUGUUUGAAUCAAUUAUUGAUUGAAAUUGAAGUGUUCAAUAGUGAAUAUCCUUCUACUAUGAAGGUUUUAACAAAUGCUAAGAAGAAUUUUUUCACCAAACAUAUUUUCAAUGCAUUAUUGAAUGUGAAAAAGAGUAACAAGAUUCUACACAGAAAUCUCAAUUCACGUCUAAUAACGUUGACAGACAAGAUUGAACAAUUUAUAUCAACGUCAAAAUCAACUGAAAUGAAUACAUUGAAAGCAAUUUCUAUUAUCUAUACAAUACGUGAAGAUGAAAUAUACAAGUAUCUAUUGUCAACUGGUAGUUAUAAUGAAUUAUUGAAGAGACUGGAGUACUUGAAGAAUAAAUUUCAUCACAUUCAACAUAAUUCCUUGAAUAACUGUCAGCUGAUUUCAUAUACUAACUUGAUGUUAUCAUCUGUGACUAAAUUUUAUCAUCUACUGUGUGAUUUACUACAUCGACAAGGUUGUACGAUUUUUAUGAUACAUUCUGGUGAAAAAUUUAACUUUAUAGAGCAAUUGUCUAGUAACCAGAUGUCGCUUAAUGAUUCCAUUUCAUCUGAUAUGUUUCAUUUUAUGCAUGAAAUUGACAAGUUGAAAGAAUAUUGGUCAAAUAGUGGUAGUAGUAGUUGUAGUAAUGUUGAUCAAUUAUACAAUAUUGAAGAUUGUUCAAAUCAAUCAGUAUUCAACCAAUUUAUAAAUUAUGGUUAUACUAUUUUGGAUUUAAUCGAAAAGACCGAAGAGAAGGAGUGUACUAUUUGUAGCUACCUAAAGAUAUCUACAAAGAUGUUACUGAAAGAAUUCAUGACAAUUCGUCUUGAUAUGAUUGAUAAGUUAGAUAGGCUUCAUUCCCAUCUCCAUAUGCGCAUCAAUCACUACUUUAAAGUACAGACAUCUUUCACAACUAUUAUGCAUCAAUUAAAUCAGACAAAAGACAAGCAUACAAAAAUGGUUAUCGAUUUGAUAAACAAUCAUAGUGAAGAUAUCUCAAAGACAUCUGAUGAUAUCCCCAAUUUUUAUGGUCUAGAAUAUACACCCACUAGCUUAUCACUGAUCAAUUUGGCUAAAUUAGCUUGCCAGCAUACUUUACUAUCUAAUUUAAAAGAUGUCAACAUUUCAUCAAUUCAACAAUCGUAUUCACUUGAACAUUCUUCUACUGAAUAUCACCGAACUUAUUCCUAUUGUAACAGACAAACAUCUAAAUUGACUAAAUUGACUGAAUUAUGCUUAUGUCGAGUAAAGCAUCAACGUAUUCAUUGGAUAAAAUCAAUGAAACAAUUAAUAUCAAUUAAUUUAUACUCUGGAAAUGUAUUGUUAAAUACAUCAAUUGAUAAGGAACAGGAACUAAAGAUUUCUUCCUGUAUCGAUCUAUUGUCUAUACUCAAGGAAACUCUUAAAGAUGGUAGUUUAAUCGCUAAGAGUAACAGUUUGUCACAUUUGUUCACUUCAAUGAUAUCCAAUUUACAGAUAAAAAAUAUCAAUAACUUUAUUGAAAAUGUAACUGAUAUAUACAAGUUGAAUUGUUUGAAUUCAUAUCUUUUACAAUGGCUUAAUACAUUUAAACAAAAUAUAAUGAAUACAUUGAACAGUUUAACAGGGAAUGAAUUAAACAUAUUCAAUCUGGAUGAUAUUAUCACGAAGUAUAUUGAUGUAAACACAUGGUAUACCCAGUAUGUUCUUUUUGAACGAUUGUUCAAUUAUCUUUGUAUGCUGGAAUAUUGGAUAAAGUUUCAAGAAAUCACUAGUGGAGAAAUUAAUGAUGCUUCUCACCUUUAUACAUACAUGGCAAGGACAAGAGACUGGCUAACUCUUGGUAUUCGUUUACUUCAACUCAAAUGUUCUCUACAGAAGCUGAUGAACCAGUGGAUAUAUUUUGUAUCUUUAUAUAAUAAUGCGGAUAGUUUUAUAAGUAAUGCAGAACUGAUUGGUCAUAUAAAGCAAGUUUAUCCACAGCACUGUUCUACAUUUCCUCCAGAUUUUAAUCAGUCCUCAUUGAACUUUGAAUGUCAAAAGAUCGCAGGUGAAUUGGAAAAGCAAUACAUUCUACUCAAGACUCUAUUCUUUGUCGACCAAGAUGAUGAUAAAUACUCUGACAACCAGUUGGAAACUGUAGCAUAUUCCUCUUAUAAUACUCUUAUCGGUAAUGAUGAUGAUGUUGACAACCAUUUUUAUGACAUCAUAGAUGAUAAACUUAUUUCAUCACCAUCUCAAAUAUAUUGUACUUUAUGUCAUGAAAAUCCACUUCUAAGGAUAUCUUCAUCUUCUAAUCUAAAGCUUUUAACUAAAGAAACAUUGAAGCGAUUGAAAACAUGCCAAGAAAUGUUUAAUGGUAAACAGAAUAGUCAGUUGACUAUUGAACAGCAUCAAAAUUGUUUAGAUACUUUAAAGCAUCAAAUAGAAAUUAUUUCAAGGUGGAUUAUUCAAUUUAAAAAAGAAAUAAUCAAAUUGUCAUCCCAUGAAAUCCGAUUCAAUGAAGAAGUUUUACUACAUCAAUUGAAAAAGGUUGAAGCGUUACUAAAAAUCUGUCAUCAUGAGCAUGAAAAUAUUGUCAUUCAUUUUGAAAAUAAUAAUUCAUUGAAAUUUGACAAUCAAUCUUUGAACAUAGAUUUAAUACAAUUACUACUGAAUUACUUACAAGUAUACAUUAAACAUGUUGGCGACCGACAAAGUGAACAAGAUGAACACAAAUUAUGCAUAUCUAUCAAGAUAAAUGUUAAAAAUUUAAAUGAACGAAUAAAACAAUUGUUAUCCGAUAGUACAUUUAAACAACUACGCCAUCAAAUGAUCCAGAAAAGGACUUCACUACUCAAUUAUCUUGUUUACUCGAAUCAUUUGAAUGUUCAAUAUGAUUUCAGUAGUAAUUGGCAACUUCGAUUCAAAUUUCUGCAUACCAUAUGUAAUUACAACCAACUAGUUCGAUUUUUACUACGCCAACUUUGUCGUUUGUUUGCCAGUUUGAAUCAAAUGAGUAAAUAUAUUCAGCAUGAUGAUAAAAGUCACUUUAAUGACGAGAACAUGUAUUCGAUAGAAGCAGAAACUUCCUGUUCGUCUGCUGUAGAUUCACUUCAAGGUGAACUAGCACCGAACAGAAACAUCGUUAUUAUUCCUGAAAGCGACAUGAAGCGUGUACCAGCUAUACUCCUGGAUACUUGUUAUUCGACAGACCCUAUACCAUUGAAUAAAGGAACAAUAUCGAAGAAUGAAAAUCGGACAGAUCUGGAUAAUUCCUAUCUAAAGGAGACUUUUAGCUCAUUCCAUCGGGCAUCACGUGAUCUGCGGAGUGAAGCACCAUCAGCAGCGGCACCACCACCACCACCACCGCCACAGGUCAAGGAUAGACAACGAUCUAUUACUAAAUCAAAAAUUAAAAAGUCAGUUGAUUUCUCAAUAAAUACUGACAUUCAUUCAAGCUUCAGCAAACAUACUUCUGUAAAAUGUAUCUCUGAUGAAUAUAACACUCAGUCAACUGUUCCACUUAUCAUCGAUAGAUUUCAAUGGAAUGAAUUAAUUUCUCAAAUGAAAAUUAGUCAAAGUAAAGUGGAACGUCAUUUAAAAGAGUUGGACAGUCAUGAGAAUAGUAAUAAUAAUAAUAAUAAUAAUAAUAAUAAUAAUAAUAAUGGUGAUAAGGUUGAUGAAGAUGUGAAAUCAACUCAUUUGGCUACAUCUUGUGAUCAAUUAAAAAAGUUUCUUGGUGAAUUGAAAGCUUAUGAUUUUCGUGUACAUUCUAUACAAUCGAUAUUCAUUCAAUCAACUGAAUACAAUUCACUAGUUAGUAAACAAGAUGAUGAAGUAUUGAAUGAAUUGACUAGUAUUUGGCAGAGAACUAUUUUAGCUACAAAACAAUGGAUAAGAAAACUACAAUCUGCUUUCAUUUAUGGUAAAAGUUUAAAUCAUUUAAUUGAUGAAUUUCAAAAACAUUUGGAGUAUACAGAAAAUCGAUUAAAUCAUUUCAAUAAUAAUAAUGAUAGAUUUUCAAGUCAAUUAUACUCAAAUAAAAUUCUACAUAAUAGUAAUGAUAUGAAUCUUUCUGGUAAUGGUGAUUCAUAUAUCGAUAUAUUGAAGAUAUAUAACAAUUAUUCAACAUGGUCAACAGUAUCCUCGUCAUCAUCAUUGUUGUUGUCGUGUAUACGUUUGUUGGAGAUCAUCAAAUUACGAUUAACUGAUUGGCUUACUUAUACUACUCUAUUAUUAUUACCGAUGGAUAGUGAUAAUAUUCGUUUAGAAGUAUUAAAAGGUUCAAUGAAUUCAUUGAAUGACUUCAAUUUAAUGGAUGAUGAUGAUGAUGAUGAUGAUGUAAUUAAGAAUGGUCUUAUCAAUUUACAAAAUCAUUUUUUUUAUCUAUUAAAGAAAAAUGAAUGUCUACUUACUGAAUAUAUUGUAUUGUAUAAUUCUAUCAUUGGAAGUGAUAAACAACAACAGGGGAUAAUAAUCUCUUCAAUGAAUACAACCACACUAAGAAGUCGUUCAAAUUCAGAAAAUUUAACAUAUUCUUCAAUAGUAUAUAAUUAUUAUAACAAUGUAGAAUCAAAUAGUCAAGAUAAUGAAAGAAUAUUGAAGGCAAAAAAUUAUUCACAACGAUGUAAUCCACGUUUAAGUUUAAUUGACUCCAUGUGUUCUACAAAUGUUGAUUCAUUUCAUUAUCCAUAUCUAAAGGGAAGUAGUCUUCCAAACACCCUGGAUACAGAUGACAACAUAGAAGAUUUGGUUUCAGUCACAUCACAUUCUAGUGUCUCUAUGGUCUCUGACUCAGCAGAAGAAUUAACCAAUGUACAUCAAAGUGUUGAAUCAUCAUGGGCAUCUGAAAUUGUGACAACACCUGAUAUGGUAGAUUCACAGACUACAUCAACUGGUGCAAGUACUAUUCAAGGUGUUCAUCGUUUUUGGGCUACACCCAAAACAAAAUCGCAUAGAUUUGAAGAGACUACUAUCUUAAAAUCAUUUUCUCCACAUAUAUCUCGUCAACAUUUAAAUUCGAUCAUCAAUGUGUCAAGAAAAUCAUUAGAUAAAUUUAAACAACAACAAAUCUAUCCUGUUUUUUCACUGAAUCCAACUCAAGAUGCAUCCGAAAUGAUAAAUACAACAAUCAUCAAUAAUUCUUUCAGUUCAUCAAAUUAUAUCCCUAUCAAUGAACAACUCUGUGAACAUGAUACAAUAAAAACAGGCAUUUUACACCCAUUAUGUUCAAAAAUCAAUCGAUUUUAUGGAACAUUGAAGCAUUUAACAUUGAACAGAAACAUUACAGCCUUGAACAACCUUGACUUGAACAAUGAUGAUGAUCCACCUACUUGUUCAAAUUCUGUAUAUCAUCAUGCUAAUUCAUUUCAAGGUGUACUUCAUCGUUGUAUAUUAUUCAUUCGGAGAAGACUGUUACACUAUUACACAAAGAUUAUUAUCCAAGAGAAACUGAAAAUUUCUACUUCUUCUUGCUCAUCAUCAUCAUCCCUCUUAACAAGUCUAGGUGUUGCUAGGCAACCGAGAGCUAUUUCCUUUAAAACAUCAUAUCACUUGAAAUAUCUAAUCAAGCGUGUAGGGAGUAUUUUAAUCAAGCUCUUAAUAACUCUUUUAUUUUUAUUCUUAUCAUUAUAUUUUAUCUCUUCUUUAAUCACAUUUUGGUUUCCUCUACCCGAUGGUGAUGAUGACGACAAUGAUGUGAAUAUGUAUGAUUAUUCAACAGAUUGUAGAACAACAUUUCCACAGAUUAUUUUCUAUUACUUUUUAUCGUUAUUUGAACAAAGUGAAAGUAUUUCAGUGAAUAUUGCCUCACCUGUUGGUGAUACACUGACUAAGACAUGGCCAGAUAGUGCACCACCGUUUUGA
Molecule: messenger RNA, 8175 nt
Organism: Heterobilharzia americana
Lineage: Eukaryota; Metazoa; Platyhelminthes; Trematoda; Strigeidida; Schistosomatidae
Source: the annotation of a GenBank genome assembly